Molecule: messenger RNA, 1361 nt
Organism: Pantherophis guttatus
Lineage: Eukaryota; Metazoa; Chordata; Lepidosauria; Squamata; Colubridae
Gene: IL23A
Product: interleukin 23 subunit alpha
Biological process (GO): positive regulation of T-helper 17 cell lineage commitment; immune response; positive regulation of T cell proliferation
Cellular component (GO): extracellular region; interleukin-23 complex
Molecular function (GO): cytokine activity
Source: RefSeq, a predicted model, not a curated record
AUGAGGCAGGAGGCCUUGCGGCAUGGCAGUGCCACCACUGCGAAGUGGGGGCGGGGCGGAGCUGCAGCCUGCACUGCCUUACCUCAGAGCCCCCACAGCCAGGCCAUACAUGUCCCAACACCUGCCUCACCUCGUGGCGGCGGCUCCAGCAGCCCCAUCCAGCAGGACCUUAUGUGGCCACUGGCCCACUUCUUCUGUUUGCUUGCUGCUGCAAUGGAGCAGGAGGCUGAGCGAUUCACCGGUGCUGCGGCCAUUAGCAAGGCAGAUAAAACAAAACGAAAAGAAACGAAAACCUCAGAGAAAUCCAGCAAUAAUCAUAUAAUGGGGGCACAAAAUAAGAAGAAUGCCAUUCAUCAGCUAUAUCAAAAAAGGUCCUCCAGCAUCACUUCAAGUUCAGUCUUAAAAUCUUCAGAGAUGAUGCUCCACACAGGGCAUCCCUUGCAGAGCAGCCUUCUUUAUCUCCUCCUCCUAUUUGCUGCUUCCAGAGGAAUGAGGCUGCCCCUGGAAACUGAUAUAGAUUGGCAGGGUUGCAAAACUGCCUCGCAAGAGAUCCUCAAGCACCUGCAGAAGCUGAAAGUGACUAAAGUGGAAAAACCGUUAAAUAUUUCAUUACCUCGGCGGAUUGAAUGCAACGAUCACUGUGAUCCAGAUUCCUUGGGCAAGAAUAGCACGUUGUGUCUGAUGAAGAUUCGUUGGGGCCUUCACCGUUAUCAGGAACUUCUGACACAGUAUGCGAAGUCAGAUACUACAACUGGGCUCCGAACUGCCAUGACUAAUUUGUUGCAGCUCCUUCGGAAAGAUGAAAGCAGCAGCCCAGCCAAACCAAUUCAAGAAUGGGAGAAAUCGCAUGUAGUGGAUGUCAUCUUACAGCGCCUGCAGUUGUUUGCAAUUUUGAUGGCACGCGUCUUUUCCCACUGUGCCGCAUUGAAUAGGAUGUAACUAUCUGAGCUAGAACAAUGCCGGGGCGGGAGAGAGAAUAUUCCAUUAUAAACCUUCACACACUUAACAUACAUGCAGAUACAGAAUCCAGAAAAUACAAUUCAUUCCCUGGGAAUGCAAAAAUCAACGAGACAGAGAAGUUGAGGGAGGGUAUGUCCAUUAUUUGCUCUUAUUUAUUUAAUAUACUUAUUUAAUGUAUUUAUUUUUAUUUAUAUGGCUCAAUUCAUGUCAUGCACCGCAGUGCUAGUGACCAAGAAUGUAUAGAAAAACUAAGUGCCAACUAUUAAUAUCAAAAGUGGGGGGGAUGACUCCAGAAUCUCACACUUUCAUUUACAAUGUAAAAUGUAUGUUCAUCCUUUUUUGAGGGAUAAUGAGAAGUUUUUUUGCAUGAUUGACUGAAAUAAAAAGCUAUAUUUGUGUAG